This is a messenger RNA of Tinamus guttatus (white-throated tinamou), 1314 nucleotides long. NCBI's taxonomy places the organism in Eukaryota, Metazoa, Chordata, Aves, Tinamiformes, Tinamidae. The record is from RefSeq and is a predicted model, not a curated record.
AUGUAUGAACGCAGCUUUGUUUUUGCUUUUGGUCAGGCUUCGUGUGUGCAGUACCGUCUGGUCAUCCGAGAUGUGAACACCCUCCAGAUUCUUCAGCUGUACACUUGCCUGGAUCAGAUCCAGUACAUAGAAUGGUCGUCCGAUUCCCUCUUUGUGUUAUGCGCCAUGUACAAGAGGGGCAUCGUUCAGGUCUGGUCCUUAGAACAGCCAGAGUGGCACUGCAAGAUCGACGAGGGCUCAGCGGGACUGGUGGCUUCGUGCUGGAGCCCGGAUGGUCGUCACAUCCUCAAUACAACGGAGUUUCAUCUGCGGAUAACUGUGUGGUCCUUGUGUACAAAAUCUGUAUCUUAUAUCAAGUAUCCCAAAGCUUGUCAGCAGGGAAUAGCUUUCACUAAGGAUGGCCGCUAUAUGGCAUUAGCAGAAAGACGUGACUGCAAAGACUUCAUCAGCCUCUUUGUGUGCAGUGACUGGCAGCUCCUGAGGCAUUUUGACACUGAAACUCAGGAUUUGUUUGGGAUUGAAUGGGCUCCCAAUGGCUGUGUUCUGGCAGUGUGGGAUACAUGUCUGGAGUAUAAAAUCCUGCUGUACUCCCUUGAUGGCAGACUGCUGUCCACGUAUCGGGCUUAUGAAUGGUCGCUGGGCAUAAAAUCAAUUGCCUGGAGUCCCAGCAGUCAGUUUUUGGCAAUUGGCAGCUAUGAUGAAAAGGUGCGGAUCUUGAACCAUGUAACUUGGAAGAAGAUCACAGAGUUUGAGCAUCCAGCAAUCAUUACUAAUCCAAAGACUAUUGUGUAUAAAGAAGUGGAGAAAUCCCCAUCCGUUGAAACAGAGAGACUUUCUUUCCCUCCGAGAGCAUUGGCUAGUUCUCUCUUCAGCACACACAGUAAAUAUGAUAUUUCUGAGGUGCCAGUUUCUUUACAGUGUGUCAAACCAGUUGCGGACAAGGCAAAUCCCAAAAUUGGGAUUGGAAUGCUGGCAUUCAGUCCAGAUAACUGCUUCUUGGCAACCAAAAAUGAUAAUAUUCCUAAUGCUGUCUGGAUCUGGGACAUUCAGAAGCUGAAACUGUUUGUAGUCUUGGAGCAGCUGUGUGCAGUCCAGUCCUUCCAAUGGGAUCCACGACAGCCUCGACUUGCCCUAUGCACAGGCAAUGGCAAACUGUACUUGUGGUCCCCAGCUGGAUGCGUGGCAGUGCAGGUUCCAAUGGAAGGUGACUUUCAGAUCCUCUCUCUCUGCUGGCAUUCUAGCGGAGAUUCCCUGGCACUUCUGAGUAAGGAUAACUUUUGCGUAUGUUACUUAGAAAGAGAAGAGGCAAAAUAA